This is a messenger RNA of Eleginops maclovinus (Patagonian blennie), 6254 nucleotides long. It is a transcript of the gene osbp2b, whose product is annotated as oxysterol binding protein 2b. The record is from RefSeq and is a predicted model, not a curated record. Gene Ontology annotation, molecular function: cholesterol binding. Bases 166 to 2487 code for a protein of 773 amino acids. Gene Ontology annotation, cellular component: intracellular membrane-bounded organelle; cytosol; plasma membrane. The transcript has 15 exons. Lineage: Eukaryota; Metazoa; Chordata; Actinopteri; Perciformes; Eleginopidae.
GUCCAUUCCGGUGUCAUGUGAAAGGGGUUCACGGUGCUGUCUCUCGCCCUAGACUGGACCCUCCUCCGUACAGCUCAUCCGUCAGUGCCGACGUCCUAGCCACGCUUGUCCGGGUGGGAGAAGUCCCUGCUGUCCCCGCUUCCCCCGGUUCAUCCCUGUCGGAGGAUGAGCGAGCAGGGGAAGGGCAGCUCCGCCUCUGCCGCGGCCCCGGCUCCAGGGUCGGAUACUUACAAAGGAUGGCUUUUUAAAUGGACCAACUAUUUGAAAGGGUACCAGCGGAGAUGGUUUGUCCUCAGCAAUGGCCUGCUUUCAUAUUACAGAUCGGUGGAUUUGUGUUUUAUCAGGAUAUGUGCACAGGGGACCGACAGGACGCAGGCAGAGAUGGCCCAUACGUGCCGAGGAACAAUCAACUUGGCCACGGCGCACAUCGACACAGAGGACGCCUGCAAUAUUGUCCUGAGCAGCGGCGGCCGCACGUACCACCUGAAGGCGAGCACAGAGGUGGAGCGGCAGAGAUGGGUCACGGCUCUGGAACUGGCCAAAGCCAAAGCCAUCCGCAUGAUGAACGAUCAGUCUGAUGACUCGGGGGACGAGGAGCCCACAUCCCAGUCGGACCGCAGCGAGCUUCAGGGCACACUGAAGAUACUGGUCAGCAAGCUUGAUGACCUCAGCACAUGUAACGACCUGAUCGCCAAGCACGGGGCCGCCCUGCAGCGCUCGCUGAGUGAACUCGAGGGGCUGAAAGUGCCGGUGGAAGGAGGGGAGAAGAUCAAAGCAGUCAAUGAGCGAGCCACCCUCUUCCGCAUCACUUCCAAUGCUAUGAUCAAUGCGUGUCGAGACUUCUUGGACCUCGCAGAGACUCACAGUCGGAGAUGGCAGCGAGCGCUACAGUAUGAGCGGGAGCAGCGUACCCACCUAGAGGAGACCAUUGAGCAGCUAGCCAAGCAGCAUAACAGCCUGGAGCGAGCGUGGAGAGAAGCACCCACGCUGGUUUCCACCACACCCAGUGCCCCGACCGCCAACAAGGGAGGGAGUGAGAGGCUGCGCAAAGAAGAAGCGAGUGAUGAAGAUGAAGAUACUGAGUACUUUGACGCCAUGGAGGACUCCCCUGCAUUCAUCACAGUGACUGCCACCGAGAACACACAGCACAGGCGAUCGCAGAGUAAUUUGAGCGGAGCAAGCGGAGGUCAGACCAACGACUGGAACCAGGAAGACAACAUGUGUCCAGGUUAUAAUGAUGUGUCGGGAAAGGAGCUGCAGCCCUGCAGACAGAGGCGGACUCGAGUCCCAGACAAGCCCAACUACUCCCUCAAUUUGUGGAGCAUCAUGAAGAACUGCAUCGGCAAGGAGCUCUCCAAAAUCCCCAUGCCUGUGAACUUCAACGAGCCUCUGUCCAUGCUGCAGCGUCUCAGCGAGGACCUGGAGUAUCACGAGCUUCUGGACAAGGCGGCGCGCUGCGACUCCUCCCUGGAGCAGAUGUGCCUGGUCGCUGCCUUCUCCGUGUCGUCCUACUCCACCACGGUGCACCGGACAGCAAAGCCCUUCAACCCUCUCCUGGGCGAGACCUACGAGCUCGAUCGACGGGAAGAGUUUGGCUAUCGCUCGCUGUGUGAGCAGGUGAGCCAUCACCCCCCUGCAGCUGCACAUCAUGUGAUUUCCCAACGAGGCUGGACCCUGUGGCAGGAAAUCACCAUCGCCAGCAAGUUCCGUGGCAAAUACCUCUCCAUAAUGCCUCUGGGUGCCAUUCACCUGCACUUCCACUCCAGCGGGAACCACUACGUGUGGAGAAAGGUCACCUCCACAGUGCACAACAUCAUUGUGGGCAAGCUGUGGAUCGACCAGUCCGGGGAUAUUGAGAUUGUGAAUCACAGGACCAAGGAGACCUGUCAGCUCAAGUUCUCUCCCUACAGUUAUUUCUCCAGGGACGUUCCACGUAAGGUUACAGGUGUAGUGGCAGACAGCGGGGGCCAGGCGCACUACGUCCUCUCCGGUACGUGGGAUGAUAAAAUGGAGAGUGCCAGGAUCCUUCAGAGCAGCCGAGGGGGCAGUGGCUCUGAGGGCAAGCAGAAGACAGUCUAUCAGACGUUGCCCCCCAAACUGCUGUGGAAGAAAUACCCUUUACCGGAGAAUGCUGAGAACAUGUACUUCUUCUCAGCGCUGGCACUGACCCUGAACGAGCAGGAGGACAGCGUGGGAGUAACCGACAGCCGCCUGAGACCUGACCAGCGGCUGAUGGAGGACGGCCGUUGGGAUGAGGCAAACUCAGAGAAACAGAGGCUGGAGGAGAAACAACGAGCCGUGAGGAGGAGGAGGGAAGCGGAGGCCACGGACGCUCUGGACGAAGGAAAAGAAUACGAAGGCUACCAGCCGCUGUGGUUUCACCAGAGGAGGGACUCGGUCACCGGAGAGACAAGCUUUGUGUACAAGGGAGGUUACUGGGAGGCAAAGGAAAAACAGGACUGGAGCAUGUGUCCUAACAUCUUCUAACCCAGGAACUCGCAUCUCCUGACCUCAGCACACAGGGAAAAGCUCUGCCUCUGGUCCGUAGCUGGCUUAUGAGCACCAUGUGGACCUUUAGUGAGCAUGAGAAUACCUCCAAAUGUACACUGUUUUUACUCCGGGGGAAAAAAAGAAGGGUUGUCCCCCUGAAUCUCUGACACUAUGCUGAAGCAGCAGAGAGAUGAUGUGUGGGUGUGAAGCGGUGUUGGAGUUUUAACACCACGAAACAAAUGCACCUGCACACUCCUGAAAUCAGGUGUUCCAUAAAUCUUACUCACACUGUACUUUCCUGCGUUCACCACAUUUAAGAGUUUGUACCAAUUGGCCUGAUAUCAAAGAAGCUCAAGAUAACAGACUGCUGACGAUCCUCCGUUUUAUUCAGCACAACUGAAAUGAUACCAGACUAUCUUUAUAAAUAUUGAAAUACUUCUGUCUACACAGGAAUGAUUUCAAGUGCUCAUUAUUUGCCUCUUUAAGUUGUUUAGAAAGAUGCUCAGACAGUCUGAAACUAAGUGUAUUAGAUAUUUUUGAUCAAUUAUGCAGACACAAAGUGUUCAACAAUAAUUAAACAAAUAAGUCAUUCUGCAAACAUAUAUUGAUUUAAAGUUCCACAGACAAAAGCAAGACCUUGUGAAGUAAUGCAAAACAUUUUUAUACACAACCGCAUGAUAUGAUAUUUCGUCCUGCCUAACGUCUUCACAAUCUUUUGUAAAGUUUUAUCAUUUAUAGUUAUUAUGUCAUUUUAUUAUUCCUUUUAAGAGUGGAGAAAAAGGAAAUUGUAAUACUUAAAAAUGAUAUCUUGAAAUUAAAACUGAAUACUUGAUCGCAUUGAACUCCGUCAGUGUGAAAAACAGGACGAAACAAUAUUUCUUAAAAACAUGUGUUGUAUAAAUGUCAUGGGUUACUUCACAACUGUCCGGCUGUAUUACAUUUCUAUAUCUGUAUUUACUGAUGUGAUUUUACUCCAUAAUGUCUUGUUUAUUUAAUAGAUUGUUGAUACUUUGGGUCUCCGUAACCAACAGGUGAUAUUUUAUUAGGGUUGUCUGAAGUGAUGCAUAAUGCAGCACUGCGUAAAAAAUGAAUGUUUUCCUCCAGAAAUGAAAGUCUGUAGAUUAGUCUGAAAGAUUAGAGUCCAUGUAGAAAAACGUCAUGUCAUAUGGUGAAUAUGAAUUGCGUCUCUGAUUCGAUGCAUUUUGCUCCUGUAGACAGGCCUUCACACAUUUGUGAUUCUGAUAGAAAAUCCCUGCAGCAGUGCAUCCUUUAUAGUUGUAACACACAUCCAUACCGAUGAUCCAUAUCACACUAAUAUCUCCAUCAUGAACUGAACAAGCACUUACCACUGUGGUAGAUCAUAGGUCAGUACAUACAGUAUCUCUGUGUUGCUGUUGAGAACAUUUCACUCGGUACUCUACCUUGUCCUCUGGUGCUCUCCCAUAGCAACACAUACCGUAUUCUUGGUGAACAUUUUCAGUGACUUAACUCUCAGUGGUCGUUCAAACUGCAAAACACCAAAGCACUGAGACUCCCAGUGAUCACCACACAGUGCAUACAGGGAGUGUGUGAGGCUCUACGAGACUGGAGCGGCUUCUCUGAGGAUCCAGCUGACACGAGGUCAAAGGUUAUAUAAGCAGGCAGGGCUGGUUCCUGUAGCCCCGGCCUCAGGUGACUCUCCAGCGGCCGCUUCAGGCUCAGCACGGCUAACAUGUAGAGCUUUCACUCAGUGUUUGUGGACAUGCUGAUCUGGGAUCGGCUCACUCAGUCUUUUGCCGUUUAUUGACUGAAGAAGGGAACGUGUCCCCUGACCCGUGCACUACACAUCUACGGAGAGUUUUGAAAACCAGUGAGUAUUUUUUUCUAAUCAAUGUUAGGAAUGUAGAAUUCAAGGCUGGAGGUGUUGUAUCUACCGUCUGGUCUGUUUGUGUGAAUAUUUUGUGAUAAAAAAGAAUGAUAUUGUAAAAUGAAGAAUAACGAUACUAAUCUUGAGACUUGUGUUAUCCGUGCAGUACAGUCAGAAUCGUAAAACAUGUUGAUUGAAUGAGCCUGAUUUGCUGUUUAAUUUGUAAUCAGGAUUGAUGCUGCAAAGGUGGAUGUUCACUCUGAUGCUCCUUCAAUUUGGCUGCAGAUCUCUUAUUUUAUAUCUCAGAAACUGUCUUAACAAACUGAACAUAUUUUUUAUACAUUUGUUGAUACUAGCACAUGAGUACUUGUGGUUCAGUGAUUUCACAGAUUAACACAUCUGGCAGUGUCUCUGGUGUGCAGGCCAUAAAGAUGUACAAAAUGCACUGGACUGAAGACAUGGUGAAGGAGAUAUAACAAUAUGAUCUGGAUAAAAUGUGAUCUAAUAAUGAAUGAUGAUUGCCUUUUUUGCACGGUUGAUGCUUCUUCUAUCCAUUUACAUAAACGGUUGUGACACACUUUUGUUUUUUAAGGAUGAGCACAGUUUGAUCAAUCACUAAAUCUCUUGUUGAGAAAGAGAUGCUUAGAGAAUAAUUCAACAUUUUUGGAAAAACCCUUGCUCAUUUGUUGUGUUGCCAAAAGUGGAUGAGCGGUUUAUGCCACAUGAGAAGGGUCAAACAAAAUGUCUUUAACUCUAAUGAAUACAGAUUUGGUUCUCCUUUAGUCUUUAGACUCAAAACCUAGUGUGUACAUAGAUACAGCUAUGUAUAGUGGUUGUGUACUAUAUAAAGAUGAACACAAUGCCGGCAAGAGGUUCCAUUUUUUUGCUAUCUUGAAAAUUGUACAGUCGACUCUGUAUCAUCACACAUAGUCAUAACAUAACUGCUGAAUUGCGGUGAAGAAAUUGUACAAAUGAAAAGUUAUUCUUUGGUUUCCUCUCUCAGCGACUGCUUUGAAGACUUUACUAGAGAUUUACUUAAAUAUAUUGUGUUUAGAGGAUUUUAUAAUUGAGAAUAAGUUAUAUUUUGAAUGAUAACAGAGAGCUCGUCUUAGGUUUUAAUCAGUGCAUUUCCAAAUAACGUGACCUCAGUUUUUGAUGGUGACUUGCCCACUGAAGUUGCCCUAGUGAUAUCAUACAGCUGUAGUGAUGAGAAGGUGUGGUCUGCCUCAUAUAGAAAGGAAAUAAAUAACCAAAGUGUAUUUGGAGCGUGUACUGUAGACUAAAAAAAACCUCUUUCGUCUGCCUUCCCUUUCUUGGAGGUUUCUAAUGUAACCCCCCCUCUCAUUGUUCUCACUUCAUCUCACUAAAUUCAACAUGGUGAGAUUUCUAAGCUUUAUUUGUCAUGCUUUUGUUUCUUUCAGAUUUGUUUCUUUCUCAUGGGUGCCAUUAUUCUUAAGUUGUGUUUUCAUACUGUUUUUAUGCCUAAAGAGUCUGAUUUGAGUGCACAUGCAGCACACCUUUUCUCCUGUUUCGAUGCUGCUCAGUUUUGAGGCAGAAAUAAUCCAAUGAAGGUGGGGAAAUACUUCUUGCCUUGUCUAAACCGAACCCUGCUUCUGCUCUGAUGGGACUCAUGGCUUUUUGUGAGACGGUUAAUGAUCGGUAUUUGGACAAGAGUUAUGAGACGCAACACAACAGCUUCCUGUUCUGGGAGGUCAAAGGUGAUUCACCUGCCUUGACUAUACUUGUCUUUCUCCCCCAAAUACAUGUGGUGUAUUCGGGUGUAACUGCAGAAACAACUGAGGUUUUACUUCUUUUUUUUAAUUGUGUAUUUCCUCCUUUGAUUUGUACUUGUUAACAUUGUCUUUAAAGACAAAGACACAAUAAUGAAAAAAGAAGAUAAUAAAGUUGUUAUUGUUGA